Molecule: messenger RNA, 258 nt
Organism: Ceraceosorus bombacis
Lineage: Eukaryota; Fungi; Basidiomycota; Exobasidiomycetes; Ceraceosorales; Ceraceosoraceae
Source: the annotation of a GenBank genome assembly
AUGCUCAAGGGACAAGUCCGCGGAAAGCACUUGUGAGUGGAAAUCUGCACUUACGUAGCCAUCGAUCAAUUUGUCAUCUCCCCCAAGGAGUUCAUUGACCGGGUUCGUUGCAUCUGAAGCUGAAGCAGCGCGCAGCGCAAGGGACAAGACUUUGUCGCAUUUGUCACCGCUUUGAGCCAAUCCAAUCUUGCACGAGACGAGUUUCGGGGAAGAGAAGAGGAGGGAGGGAGGGGAGAAUGGUUGACGCCAUACCUUUGA